Molecule: messenger RNA, 807 nt
Organism: Chaetomium strumarium
Lineage: Eukaryota; Fungi; Ascomycota; Sordariomycetes; Sordariales; Chaetomiaceae
Product: glycoside hydrolase family 11 protein
Exons: 2
Coding region: 99-761 (220 amino acids)
Biological process (GO): xylan catabolic process
Molecular function (GO): hydrolase activity, hydrolyzing O-glycosyl compounds
Source: RefSeq, a predicted model, not a curated record
UUCGCGUGUAUAUAAUCAGGAAGACGGCGCCGCUUGUCCUGGAAAACAGAAAAGUGCAUUACGGUCCUGUCUACAGUACCUCAUCUCGCCUCGCAAUCAUGGUUGCCCUCACCUACCUUGCUGUCGCCGCGGCGGCCAUUUCUGGGGCCUUCGCUGCCCCUGCUGCCAACGCCGACCUUCCCGACUUUGAGUUCGGUCCCCAUGAGCUGGCCCGCCGCCAGGACUACAACCAGAACUACAAGACCGGCGGCAACGUCAACUUCUCGCCGACCUCGAACGGUUACUCGGUCAACUUCUCCGGCGCCGGUGACUUUGUCGUGGGCAAGGGUUGGAGAACGGGAUCUGCUAGAAACAUCACCUUCUCGGGCAGCACCACGCGCAGCUCCGGCACGGUCCUCGUCUCGGUCUACGGCUGGACGCGCAACCCGCUGGUGGAGUACUACGUGCAGGAGUGGACGUCGGACGGCAAGGGGUCGGCGCAGGGCCAGAAGGUCGGCACCUUCCAGAGCGAUGGCGGCACGUACGAGAUCUGGAAGCACCAGCAGGUCAACCAGCCGUCCAUCCAGGGCACGUCGACCUUCUGGCAGUACAUCUCCAACCGCGUCGACAAGCGGCCCGGCGGCGGCACCGUCACGCUGGCCAACCACUUCGCCGCCUGGAAGAGGGCCGGCCUGAACCUCGGCACCCACGACUACCAGGUGCUGGCUACCGAGGGCUGGGGCAAUGCCGGCGGUAACUCCAAGUAUACCAUCCGUGCGUAGAAACUGCUGGAAGGAAAAGAGAUGUGGGAGAUACUAGUAUACUUAU